Messenger RNA from Acaromyces ingoldii, 1837 nucleotides. RefSeq lists its product as hypothetical. Lineage: Eukaryota; Fungi; Basidiomycota; Exobasidiomycetes; Exobasidiales; Cryptobasidiaceae. Bases 243 to 1769 code for a protein of 508 amino acids. The transcript has a single exon. The record is from RefSeq and is a predicted model, not a curated record.
CGAGAGUCCUUCAGGUACCGUCACAUUUGAAGCGUUUGGUAUAGCAGGGCUCUGCUACGCUUUGCCUUACCGCAGCGACCGCUUGACUACGAUUGAUGUCGCACGGUAGACCGCACUCCCAUUCAUGGAUUAUAGUGAGUGCACCAUGCCGUUGACUCUGACCGGUUUAGUCAGAGAUCGUGGAGGAAUUAGACUAAGUGGAGGGUGUGAGGCUAGUCGCGUGCACAGCAACCACCACUACGAUGUUAUCGUGGGGCUCGAUCUGGCGCUCAGGCCAGGACCCUGCGCCGGCGCCAAAGCGGUCGACGAUCGUCAAGACCAGGACGCAGCAUGUCGAGGUCAUUGGCGGGAUCGCGUCUCGACGACAGCGACGAGGACCGACGCAGGAGCAGCUCGGACCGCCGCGGCUUCCCAGCGAGCUUAUCACGCAUAUCGUCCUCCUCGCUGCUCUGCUCAUUCAUAACGACGAUAGAGGGCAGACUCUUGAGCUGGCGCGGGUGGACCGGCAUUCACAUCGCGCUAUACUCAACUAUGUGCUGCUCCCUCAAGUGGAUCUGUACGGCGUCGCCCAGGUCGAGGCCUUUGCCGCUCAGCUCCAGUCCAACGCCCUUAACAUUCAGUCGAGCGCCAGGCGGGUCCGGAGGCUCAACGUCGUCCGGUCGAGGACGUACGCAGGGCAGCGAAGAGGAAGAAGCGAGCAUACAUCGCUGUAUUCGGACAUCAUGGCGGCGAUGCACUUUGAGAAAGCUACCCUCGCGCCACUGCAGACGAUCCUAUCCUACUGCACCGACGUGCGACAUCUUUCGCUGGAUUGCACAGCCCGCGUACUGGACGCACGGUCCGAUGGAGAGCCCGGAGGUCUGUCAAUGCGCCCAAUCGACCUAUCCCUGGCCCGCAGGAAUCUCGAGGAGCUAGACACGCUGCAGUCCGUCUACGGAGGCGACCUCAACGAGAAGCUGUGGGAGUCUUCUUUCUCGCCUUGGACCAACCUCACCCACCUCCAGCUCCACGGUCCUCGCUUUCGCAUGACGGCAUCGACUGCAGUCUCGCUUUCGCAUCUGACCAAGCUCAAGCACAUCGGCCUCAUCAUGCCCCUCAUCGUGCCUCCGGCCUCCACUCCCACCUCGCUCGACAUUCAAGAUUCGUCCGCGAAUGCCCUGUACCAAACGGCCAAGGAUCAGCUUGGCCGGCCCUCUGUGCUGCAGCUCCUUGUCAACCUCUUGGGCGAACAGCUGGAGUCGCUCCUCGUCGUUGCUCACGACGUCGAAGACUAUGUGGGCAACAUUCAACGUGUUGGUUCGUGGGUCAAUGCGCUGCAUCAGCGUCGCCGGCGGAAGUGGCGCCGGGAUGUCUCGAGAAUGCGGUGGGAGGACGAUGAGACACGCAGGACAAGGGUCGACCUCGUCACAGCUCGCGCCCAUACCCGGCUGACGGGGCCCGCGAUCGACGUGCACCCGACAACGUACAGCAAGUGGAUGUUAGAACGGGCCCGAUUAGGCCUUCAGUGGACCUUUGAUGAAGGAGAGGUUCCAUUUCGCCUAGCCGAGGCCGACGAGGACCUCGUCAUCUCGUGCAAGAGAGACAGCUGGGAAAUGCCAAUUGAGUGGGUAAAAGAGCGGCCUCUAGAAGACAACAGUACAAGAGCAGACGACGACAUGGCACGAAGGUGGUUGGGGCUACCCGAGGCGGACAAUCAAGUAAGCGGUGCCUUUGAGGUCACGACACCGGAGGCAGAUGGAGAGGUCUUGGGGAUAGACAAUCUCGAUUGAUUUAUAGAUGCAACGGGCUAGAUUAGAACCGCCUCUAAUUGUAAUCUGGGUUCUUUGAGAUGAUCCAC